GAGCCGACCUGGUGGUGCACUGUGCGGGGCCCUUCCAGCGAGAACCGAACAGCACCGUUCUGGAGGCAGCCAUCCGCACCAAGUCGCCCUACGUGGACGUGAGAGACGGCGUGGCGUUCGCUGUGAAAGCACGGGAGAGAGGAUUCAACGUGCCUCCCUUCCCGCCCUCUCCCCACUCUCCCAAUUACCCCCCCUCGCCUCCUCAGACGCCCUACGUGGACGUGUGUGACGACGUGGCGUUCGCUGGGAACGCGCGCUCGCUUCACGGUGCUGCAGUGGCGGCGGGUGUGCCGGCCAUCACCACCGCCGGCAUCUACCCGGGCGUCAGCAACUGUCCAUUUGGAGGAUGGGGAAGGGGGGGAAGGUUGGGCGCCAGGUGGGAUCAGGAGCAACGUGCCAUGCUGUGCUCUCCUGUGCUCAUCCUGGUGGCAGUGGUGGCAGCAGAGCUGGUGCGGCUAGCAGGGGAGGAGGGGGCGCGCAUGGAGGAGCAACAAGGCCAGCAGCAGGCCGCCCUUGGCCUUCGACCAAAGAGCCUGCGGUGCCACCACUCCAUCACUCACUCACUCACACGCUCAUUCACUCACACACUCACUCACCUGCACCCACCAAGUUCCAACUUUGUCAUGUCGUGUCGUUCCUCCGCGCUUGUCUCCUCUCCUGCACCGUCGCAAUCCCUCCACCCACUCCCCUCCCCCAUGCACGCCCCUUCUCUUCCCAUCCGGCCAACACCAAACCUCACCCCUUCUGCUUUCCACCUAUCCUUUCUCCCCAUCCUCCUCCUUCCUCUCCCUUCCCCCAGCUUCUCGUAUUUCACGGUGGGCACGGGAGGGGCGGGUCCCACCAUCCUGACCACCAGCCUGCUGCUGCUGCUGCUGCAGCGCAUGGUGGGUGCCUUGGAGCCUCUGGCCGUGCUGCAGGACCGCAGCGCAGUGCAGCGCAUUGUGGGCGCCUUGGAGCCUCUGGUGCGCGCCACUGAUGGCAGCGCGGGGGAGAGGGUCGCCAUGCGGGUCGACUUGGAAACCGAGAAUGGUCGCUCCACAACGGCUCGUAUCUCUCACCGCCGCUUAUCAGUGAGUGUGGGCGUAGCUACAGCAGCGUUUGCUGCCGCCCUGCUGGAAGGCACCUCCAUGCCGGGCGUGCACUACCCAGAACAGAGCAAACAGGCUGCGGCCAUCCCAGUGGCGCAGCGAGAGAAGCUAUAG
Messenger RNA from Closterium sp. Naga37s-1, 1202 nucleotides. NCBI's taxonomy places the organism in Eukaryota, Viridiplantae, Streptophyta, Zygnematophyceae, Desmidiales, Closteriaceae. The record is from the annotation of a GenBank genome assembly.